GCGGUCUCUCCCAGUUACUUUCUAUCCAGGUUUCGGAGCUGAGCAGAAGCGUGGUCCGUACGUCGUCCGCGGUCGUUUGGAACGGAUCUGCAACAUUUUGCCGCUGCAGCCCUUUUGUGGACCUCUAUUAUGAGAACUUUCACAUCAGCUCUUUUGAUUUAUUUCAUUCUCAUGUUUGAUCAUUUUUUUCAUUUUGACCAUCACCAUUGUUUCGUCCUUUUCUUUUUUUCUGCUGCUGUUAGCUACAAAUUGUUGCUUAUCACCACCAGCGUCAUCUGAAAGGCGGAAUAUCAUUGCAUUCCACAACUAGGCUUUGCUCCCGUUUUCUCUGCCGUUGCCGCUGCUUUGGAUUUGAUGCAAAUUGCUGGACUCAGACAAAGGGGAUUUAUUUUCUUUUAAUUCUACAAACAACACUUGUUCACUCUGAGGAAUGUAUAGCGACGGCUUUCAGUACGCGCUCUGAGCAGAGGAGAAUAUACGCAGCGCCAGUGAAUAAACUAUGCGUCUUGGCUUUGUGACGCUGCUCUUUCUCCUGACGAUGCUGUAGACCGCGUCGGGUCUGUGAUCAGCGUGCAUCUCCACUGGAUCGGGAUACAAAGUCGAAGAAACGACUUUUUUUCCAUUCGGGAGAGCUUGUCGUUUGAAUAGAUUUUUGGGACAGGUGUAUUUACUUUGACAAAAAUCGUGCAACCACCCGGAGACUCACCAACCAGUCAAAACAUGGGGGACUCGAUGUGGAGAUAUUAUUUUGGAGUUCUGGUUCUUGUCUUCAAAGUGCACUUGUGUCGGGCGCUCAUUUUGGAGUCUAUUUAUUGGAACACAACAAAUACCAAAUUUGUGCCAGGACAAGGUGUGGUACUCUACCCUCAGAUCGGUGAUAAAUUGGACAUUGUGUGCCCUCGAGUGGAUGGUGGGGUGGGUGAGGGAGUGGAGUAUUACAAAGUGUAUAUGGUGCCCAGGGAGCAGCUGGAGAGCUGCACCAUUACCAAGGCUGACACGCCACUCCUUAACUGUGUCAAGCCUGACCAGGACGUAAAGUUCACCCUCAAGUUUCAGGAGUUCAGCCCCAACCUUUGGGGUUUGGAGUUCUUCAGGGGAAAAGACUAUUACAUCAUCUCUACUUCAAAUGGCACGAUGGAGGGAAUCGACAACCAGGACGGGGGAGUAUGUAAGACCAUGUCCAUGAAGAUGGUCAUGAAAGUGGGUCAAAAUCCCGCUGACCCGAUUUCACCCAAAGACAAACCCACCAGGGUUCCCUACUCUCCGAAACACCCAGACAGCAAGGACACCCACAAAAAUAAUGAAGUGUUGGAGAAGCCAGGCGCAGCAUCCAGAGAAAGUGAUGCAAACAACACAGGCGGAAAGUCGUCCAAUAUCAUCGGUUCUGGGGUGGCCAUCUUUGUCAGCAUCGCCUCAGGCAGCGUCAUCUUUAUCAUCAUCAUAAUCAUGCUGGUGCUGCUGCUGCUCAAGUACCGGCGGCGUCACCGCAAGCACUCGCCGCAGCAUGCGGCCACGUUGUCUCUGAGCACUCUGGCCACGCCGAAGCGAAGCGGCAGUGGCGGAAACAAUAAUGGCUCAGAGCCCAGCGACAUCAUCAUCCCGCUCAGGACUGCUGACAGCGUCUUUUGCCCCCACUACGAAAAAGUCAGUGGUGAUUACGGCCACCCGGUCUACAUCGUCCAAGAGAUGCCACCGCAGAGCCCUGCCAACAUCUAUUACAAAGUCUGAAGGGGAACGUUUCAAAACAUGAGACAUACUGGAUCGCUCCCAGGGUAGAGAGUGGCAGGUUCAUGGUUUCAGCGAGCACAGCCUCCAUGCCUGCAAACAAACUCCCUGACCCUUUUUCUCUCAUUCUGCCAGGUCCUCUCCUCUGAUAGUAUUUUUGUUGUCGACAUUAGAUUAUACCUACUUCCUCUGGUAUGUUCACAGCGAGUUUGACUGCGAUUGGCAGAGGCUUGAGAAAUUGCUGCUGCUGCUGCUACUCUGUUUGGCUUUGGGGAAGAGGAGGAAGAACUUAGAAUAUCUUUGCCCACUCUUUUUUUUUUCCACUUUUCUGGUUUCUGCAAGAGUGGCUCGCACGUUUGGGAGCUGGAUAUGUGAGGUCGGAAAGGUUCGAGAGACUGCAAGUGUUAUUUUUCUUUUG
This is a messenger RNA of Hippocampus zosterae (dwarf seahorse), 2143 nucleotides long. RefSeq names its product ephrin-B2a (gene efnb2a). Gene Ontology annotation, cellular component: plasma membrane. The record is from RefSeq and is a predicted model, not a curated record. Lineage: Eukaryota; Metazoa; Chordata; Actinopteri; Syngnathiformes; Syngnathidae. Gene Ontology annotation, molecular function: ephrin receptor binding. The coding region runs from base 721 to 1728 and encodes 335 amino acids. Gene Ontology annotation, biological process: blood vessel morphogenesis; ephrin receptor signaling pathway; axon guidance. The transcript has 5 exons.